AAACCCUAAAACCCUUUCUCCUUCUUCCUCUCCCUCUCCUCAUACCCAUGGCCUGGCCCCACUUCCGCUUCUAAUUAACCUCCUCAAUUAAUCUUCACUGCGCUCAGUCACCGAUUCUAUCUGCUUCGAUUCUGGAGAAAGCUGCGGAGGUUUCAAAGCUCGGAGGUCCUUAACCAUGGCGAGGCUUCUCCAGAACGCUCUCUCCAUGAAACGCUUUCUUUUACCGCCGCAGGGAUACAGAAGAGGAUUACUAAGCAGUUCUUCUCAGUUCUGCAAUUUUUCUACUAAAGGUAAGAAGAAGUCAAAGUCUGAUGGAAGUGACUCGGGCGGAGAGAAUAUGUCCAAGAAGGAUUUGGCUCUCCAGCAAGCACUUGAUCAGAUUACGGAGUCUUUUGGAAAGGGCUCUAUAAUGUGGCUUGGUCGCUCUAGCGGUCCAAGAAAUGUUGAGGUUGUAUCCACGGGGUCUUUUUCUCUGGAUCUAGCGCUGGGAACUGGUGGCUUUCCAAAGGGACGUGUUGUGGAGAUUUACGGUCCUGAGGCUUCUGGGAAAACUACUCUCGCUCUACAUGCGAUAGCUGAAGCACAGAAACAAGGAGGUUACUGUGUUUUUGUUGAUGCCGAGCAUGCUCUUGAUCCUACACUGGCUCAGCGGAUUGGGGUAAAGACUGAGAAUCUACUUCUAUCGCAACCUGAUUGUGGAGAGCAGGCCCUCAGUCUUGUAGACACUCUAAUCAGGAGUGGUUCAGUUGAUGUUGUUGUUGUUGACAGUGUGGCCGCCCUUGUGCCUAAAGGUGAACUUGAUGGGGAGAUGGGUGAUGCUCAUAUGGCAAUGCAGGCUCGGUUAAUGAGUCAGGCGCUUCGCAAAUUAAGUCACUCUUUAUCUCUAUCCAAGACAAUAUUAAUCUUUACAAAUCAGGUCAGGUCUAAGCUUUCAACUUUUGGAGGAUUUGGUGGACCUCAAGAAGUUACAUGUGGUGGCAAUGCUUUGAAGUUCUAUGCCUCAGUCCGCCUUAAUAUUAGGAGAGUAGGUUCUAUCAAGAAGGGUGAGGAGAUAGUAGGGAGUCAAGUUCAAGUGAAGAUAGUGAAAAACAAGCUCGCUCCACCAUUUAGAAAUGUUCUGUUAGAGCUUGAGUUUGGCAAGGGUUUUAGUCGUGAAUCAGAGCUCAUCGAGUUGGGAUUAAAAAACAAAUUCAUCAUAAAAGGUGGUUCACAUUAUAAUUUAAAUGGUCAAAACUUCCAUGGCAAAGAUGCUUUGAAAAGGUUUUUGUCAGAGGAUGACACUGCUAGGGAAGAACUCACAUUGAAGUUGAGGGAGAAGCUAGUUGAUGCUCUGGAAGACAAGGAUCCCGAAACAGAACCUUUGGAUGAAAGUUCAACUGAGGAAAUUGUUUCACCAGAUUCUACUGAUGAAGAUGCGGUUACAGCAGUUGGAGAGUAGAGUGUUCAGAUGCCCUUAAAAAGUGUAACUUAACCUCUUCAAGUAAUGCUCGAGGAGCUACUGCAUCAUUCUCCUGCUGGCUCGAGUAGAGUUGUCAAGAAGCCUAUGUUUCAGAGUUCAGACUCGCUCCCCUUGUAUAUCAGUAUCGUUACUAAUCACUAUAUAGGGCAUUAGGUCAUGGGUGUAGUGAAAUUUUGUGGACCGGGGCAAUUUAGAGGAUGCAUGUCUUUCGAAAAUCUGAAUUCACCUUGGUGGUUAUCAAGUGUUCAGCUGUAUGCUGUAGCUAUGAUCAAUUCUCUGUAAUUUUUAGUAAUUACUAGCUCUACUGUACUACAU
Messenger RNA from Fragaria vesca subsp. vesca, 1774 nucleotides. Its product is annotated as DNA repair protein recA homolog 3, mitochondrial-like. The transcript has 8 exons. Gene Ontology annotation, biological process: DNA repair. NCBI's taxonomy places the organism in Eukaryota, Viridiplantae, Streptophyta, Magnoliopsida, Rosales, Rosaceae. Gene Ontology annotation, molecular function: ATP-dependent DNA damage sensor activity; ATP binding; ATP hydrolysis activity. The record is from RefSeq and is a predicted model, not a curated record. The coding region runs from base 176 to 1438 and encodes 420 amino acids.